UUGAGCGCAGUCAACGUACAAGCUGUCUUCGCAACGCAUCGUGAGAAACAAAAGUGGCAAGUGCGACAAGCGAUAAAGCCCGCCUGAGCUGGUCGGAUGCUAAUCAGCCAUUAUAAGCAUUUGUUCAGCAUGUGCUGCAACUCAACCAUGAACAUUGAGCAUACAGAAAAACUGUCUUCAACUAGCAGAGGUUAGUGACGGGGUGCGAUGCUGAAGUGCGCAAGCACUUGAAGUAUUGGUGGCUGCCAGCGUUUCGGGCUGAGAGCAUCAUGGUGAGUGCACGCCGCCUGAAGGAUGACCCGCUAUUUGGAGUUGACUCUCGGUGGAGCUGGAUCACCGCUUUCUUUUGUGCCUGGGUGCUGUUCCUGGCCAUGGCGACGCCACGUAUGGCCGGCAUCUUCUUUUACGGAAUCGUCGAGACAUUUGGGACGACCAGAGAAGAAGCUUCGUGGCCGGUGUCCCUGCCAGGCAGCUUCACAGUUUUAGGAGGUCCGAUAGCUGGCUACCUCUGCCAGCGUUUUUCGUGCCGGGCCGUGCUGUUAUCCUGCUCGUGUUUGGGAGGGAUUGCAGUCAGUUUAUGCUACCUGGCGAACAAUGUCCUGUUUAUCACCAUUUCCUUUGGAAUUCUUCACGGCACUGCAUCUUCCGGCUUGUACGUUGCUUCUAACGUAUUGCUUUCCCAGCAUUUUGAGAAGCGACGAGCAACGGCCAGCAGUGUAGUGUUUGCCGCGUUCGGCUUGAACUCUAUCUUCAUAACGCCACUCAUCGAGUUCUUCCGGACGGCGUAUGGAAUUCGGGGAGCGUUUCUUGUUUACGGAGCGAUUCUCCUGAAUGCGAUUCCAGCCGUUAUCGUUCUUAGAAGUCCACUGUGGCUAACCAACUCAAAAGUUGAAAGGAAUGCGACGAACAAUGAGGAGAAUGAGACAAGCGCGGCGUGCGUUUUGAUUCAGCCGGUAAACGGAGACGUCAGCGUGGCGAAAAAUACAGAAAGUAAUUGUCCUCACACAAAUCAGCGUUCAAACUUUGAGCAGUCCACAGCGUCUUGUGCUAAACCGCCCGACAACUUGUCACGUGCCGGUGUGUUUCCGCCCACAAGCUCCGUUAAGCUGAUGGAAACCAAUAAGACUGUAAUAAGCUUUACUCUUCCCACAGUGACAAGGCAAUUAUGCACCUUGUCUUUUCUUGUAUAUGCACUUUCCUUCGCAGUCGUAAUUCUCAUUGUGGGAAUAUUCACUACGAUUGCGGCAGACCUCGCCAGUGACCGAGGUAUGAAUCCCUCGAAUGCGGUGUAUUUCCUACAAGCUUUAUCGGCAGCUGACAUUGCGUUUAGAUCGGUAGCGGGUAUCGCCAUCGAUUCGCGUAGGUUGUCGUUAGAAUCAGUCAUGCUGAUCGGAUACGUUGUGCAAGGACUCACUUGCGAGUGGCUUGUCUGGGCGAAUACAUCACCACAAAUGGUUCUAGCGUCUAUACUCUUGGGGGCCACGUAUGGUUCAAGAACGUGUCUGCAGGCGCCUGCGUUGGCCAAGAACUUCGGCAUCGGCACGUUGCCGGUGGUUUUGGGCAGUGUGCUUUUCUGCACGGGCGUGUUACUUCUCUUACGACCUCCACUUAUCGGGUACUACAGAGACAAUUAUGGCGACUACACCGGACUGCUUCAUUUGAUGGCAGCUCUGAAUGGAAUUUUUGUGUGCAUUUGGACAUUGAAGAUCAUCAUCAAGAGAAGGGCUAGGACUACUGCGACACUUCCGACUCUACAAGACGCUCCUUUAUCAAAGAGUUCAGCGAACAAAAAUGGCAGCCGAGUAUAAUAGGCCAUCCAAAGUUGCCCAGCGGUAAAACUAGAACUUUUUCGCCAACUCCGUACACUCACUAACGCUCAUCGAACGCACAAUUGCCCGUUUACCAACAAUAGCUUAAAUAGAGGCGUGCGCAGAAUGAUCUAGCUGCCUAAUUGCUAUCAAAUAGAAGAAGUGAGUUAGGCAAAGAAAAGUUUGGCAAUACCACCUGACAUUCGAAGCCUUGGGAAUGAUAACAACACCAGCGCAGCAUGUUAGUACAAUGCAGAAGGCAAGCCAACUGCUGCUCGAGUGAAAUAAUUUCUUGGCAGCUGCCAUGCGUCUCAGAAUGCUGGCGCGACGAGGAGCACCUCUGGUGGCGCUGAAGGCGUCGCACCUCUCUGGUGCAUGGAAUUAGAACGACAGAUUGCCCUCUGUUUAAUGGAGCAUUCAGUGAAACACUCGAUAACAUUUGCUUGACGCUUACUGUCCGUUCCCCUUAGACCACUGCGCCGACACAGUAGAUCAUUAGGAAAGGUAGCGUGCUUCUGGCCACAACACUCAAGCACGCGAACCUCACACACACACGAUGCGCACAACGCUUAAGCACACAAUGUUCAUGCCUGCCGCUCAAGGAUGAAGGCUGGCCUGGCUUCGCAAUCAAGUCGCUGGAGGGAUUCGUUGGCGGUGCAUCCACAUCGCUUCGUCACCUGUGCAGCCAAACCUACUCGGUGCCUUUGGACACCCUCAAUAUUCAUGAGCGAGCGCACCACCACUUAAUAGCAUUUAGGUGGAGUUUGGCGAUCGGCGCAUGAUGGCAGCACAGCUAAAACAGCAGCAUAGCAGGACAUCACUGACGACCACCGCGACGGUGGGGUACCGCCUUGAGCGUCCACAUAUUUUCUAUCGCAAUAAAAAAUUGCCA
This is a messenger RNA of Dermacentor andersoni, 2700 nucleotides long. RefSeq names its product monocarboxylate transporter 12-like. Gene Ontology annotation, biological process: transmembrane transport. Lineage: Eukaryota; Metazoa; Arthropoda; Arachnida; Ixodida; Ixodidae. The record is from RefSeq and is a predicted model, not a curated record. Gene Ontology annotation, molecular function: transmembrane transporter activity.